AUGCCUAACACAGGUGUCUGCUGUAGCUUUCAUCAGUUCGGUGGCCACGAUAUAGAAUCUUGUGUUGCCUUGCGCAACAUCAUUAAAGGACUUAUUCGUGAGGGGAAGCUGGAUAAAUACGUACACAACCUCCCAACCCCACCUAACCCUCACCAACGACAGAUCAAUAUGAUCUUUACCAUCAGUGGUGGCCCUACCAUAGCUAGAACCUCCAACAACUCCAUCAAACAUUAUGUCUGCUCCACCUAUGCGCACCAGGUCUUCGGCACUGAGCAGGGACGCCUGCCGAAGACACAAAAAUCAGGCUGGGCCCCCAUUACCUUCUGCGAUGAAGAAGAGCAUGGUGUCAUUCUCCCCCAUGAUGACCCAAUCAUUAUUCGUGUAGACAUUUCUAACUUUGACAUUGAGCGUAUCUUGGUGGACACUGGCAGCUCGGUUAGUGUAAUGUUUGCUGAAGCUUUCAACGAGCUCCAACUCUCGUCUCAUGUGCUCGACCGAAGUGUCACACCCCUGGUGAGCUUUUCGGGUGAUGUGGUCUAA
Molecule: messenger RNA, 540 nt
Organism: Prunus armeniaca (apricot)
Lineage: Eukaryota; Viridiplantae; Streptophyta; Magnoliopsida; Rosales; Rosaceae
Source: the annotation of a GenBank genome assembly